UAUUUAUUUUACAUAGAAAUAACCCAAAAUAUUGCAGGUAAUAUUUGACUGUGUCACUUUACAAACGGCACCCCAUACAGACAUCAACUGCCUAUUUUAGAAUAAAGGCUCGGUUUCCAGUUUUUCAUUAUAUUUGAGUUGCGUGCUCCGUUGUGUUUUCCACUGGCAGUAAAUCGUCCUCUGCUUCUCAAAGAGGAGGAUUUUGUUUGUUCACAUGACCCAGGAGGAUACAGAUAGUAAGCAGAUCAGCUUGAUGCUUCAUAUUUCCGCCGUGGGUUCACGCAGACGACGACUGCAGCUCUGUCAGUAUAAUGGAGGCUUGAGGGUAAAAACAACAACAUGGACGAGGAAUCAGAGAGUUUAGCAGAAAUCUUUGACACCAAGCUGAAGGUGCAGCCCAAAGUGUCUCCAGCUGCUCCUGCCCCAAGAACAAAGUACUUCAAUGUCAUGGAUGACGAAGGUGCCUAUAAUGUCUUUGUGAAUCCACCCCCUCCUCUAAGCGGCCAGGAGCUGCCAGCAGAGGGAGGCAAAGAGACGACAGCCGACCGCUUUAGCGUGACCCUUCCCCAUGGAGAAGCUGACCCCACAGAUGCUGAGGCUAAUCCAAGCGGCUUAGACCGGCACCGUGGUGAGAAGCACUUAACGACAACACGGAAAGAGCUGGAUGAGGUAACAGCAAGUACAGUGCAGCCUUCUAAGGAGUCUAAGGAAAGCGUCACACUGCUCACUGAGAAGGAUUUUACACCAUCUCACCAAGACCCAACAGGCAUGGACGGAACAGCUCUGAAAGGAUCAGGCCAUGAUGAAACUGUGACCCACUGUCUGGAUUACAAAAGCGGAGACAUAGAAUCUGAUCCGCCAGCUAACGAUUUUGCAACGCUGAACGCUGAGGAGCCACUACAGUGCGAGAUCGAUGCUGAAAGAGAAAUGUUUCCACCAGAAACCUUGGAAAAUGAUAGAAUCCAGGUUUUUGAUUGUUCUGAGGAGAGAAGCGUCCAGCUAUCUGGAGAUCAUUUAGAUAGUGGCAUUGAGAAAACAAAUCCCUCAUCACCUACAUUUGAGGAAAACACGAUAAAAGCAGCAGCCAAUCAGCCACAGGUGUCUGAUCAGGCUGCAUCCAAUGACAGAGGAGGACAUGUUGACCGCAGAUCUUGGGAUUACAGUCAAACCGAGUCUGACUGGGUCAGAAAAGACAGCAUUACCAGUGAAAAACAACUUUCUCUUUCCAUAGAUUCGGAAGAAAUGGUAGAACAAGUAGAUGGAAGCCGAAGAAUAUCUGACAUCCAACAAGGAGAGCAACUGUUGCAGCGCUUGCAAAUGGUCCAACUGCGACACGAUGAGAACCUCGAUACCCACCAGCAGAUCCUGAAAGGAGCGAGAGGUGAGGAAGAAGGGGAAACUGAUGGCGAAGAAUGUUUAGGAAGAGGCAAUACGAGCGAUGGUGAUGGCAAACAGGACAAAACAAGGAGAAACUUGACUGAGAGCACCGGAAACGAAAAGACAGAGGAGGAUCAAACUCACAUUGAAGGGAGGACAUCUUCAUCCACAAUUCUUGGGCAGCCAGAACACCAGAAGGUCACCACAAAAGACAGCGACUCUGAAGAUGACUGCCCCUUACCUUCUGAUUUAUUUACUAACCCAGCCUGUAAAGAGCUGCCCUUUACUGGACACAGGUUUUCAGCAGUGGUGACCACAAUAGAGAAGCAAAUCCACGAGGUGGCCCAAGGGACGCAGAACCUGCAGCGAGCUGGGGGGGUUUUCAAUCUUGCAGGUGAUCCAGAUGUGCUGGAAAUUCCCUUUAAAACCGACGUUUCUCUGGAGUCCCUCCUUCACAGUGCUUGCUCUAGUCAUACUAGUCAGUGGCAGUUCUCUGAAAAAAGGAUGCAGAAGGAGAUAAAACAGGACAUUCAGAGGGAAAUAGCACUGGUCAACAUAGGAAAGAUCCCAGGGGGGUACAGCAAAGGGGAGGCUCGUCAGUUGAAGGAGACAAAACUUAUUUUUGAAGCUUUCCAGCAAGACAACACCGAAGGUCCCACAAGAAACCGGAAACCACGUGCCACGGUGGUGAAGGGGCAGGGUUACCCGUCUGUCCUCGAGCGCACGCGAAGCCUUGAGAGGUUUUCUCUGCAGAGUUGCCCCUCCAUCGCCAGGACUCAUUCCCUCAGGCUGCAAAGUCCUGCAGAGGAAAAAAGCCUUGAAAGCAUCAGGUUAAGAAGCCCAACUGGAGGACUUCAAGAUAAAACCCGGUUAUCCCCCUACCCCACACAAGACAAGCCUCUGCGCCUGCACAGAAGCAUGGACUCCAUAUGCAGUGAAUCUACCAAGAUGGCUUUGGAGGCCAGAGGCAAACCCCUGGAGGGAAAUCCAGGAUCUCUCCUCAAACACAACCCCUUCUUUAAGCUGCGCCCCGCUCUGGCUCUGCAACCUGAAGUGGAGAAAGACAUCCGGGAAGCCAAGGAGAGGGAAGAGGAGCUGAGAAGACAGAGAUGCACUUUGUAUGGAGAGGACAGGCAGAAUAGUGAGGAGGAAGGAAAGUCCCUCAGCGCAAAGUCACACAGUUCAGGUGAGAGGCAAAAGUCAUGGGGGAAACUGGAACGGGUCUGGCCCCCACCAUCUCAGAAGAAAUCUGACCAUCCACAGGAGUCAAAGGUUCACAGAGCGGGGAGUCAGAAGGCUUCUCUGUGGCAGCGCUGGGAGUCCGGCCAAAUCAACGGCCAGACAGUGAAAAGUGAAAAAAAGUGACUUGUGAAGGAAAUAAAAGUCACAAUACAGGUUCCAUGCAACAUCAGAGCAACAAUAUGAGCUGUAAUCUGUACCUUUCCUCUCUGCUUUUAUCCAGAUUAAGUUUCCUUUUUUAUCCAUUAGAGCCAUCUUUUAAAGCAACAAUAACUAUUUUGUUUACAUCCAUUCGAUGAUACAUGUCAUCUGUACCUGAGAUUUUUACAAGUCAGUGUUCACAGUAACUAACAAUCAUCAUUAGUAAUAAAUGUUCCCACACUGAGUCAAAACAGAAUUUGUGGUUCAUCCUGUCUGCAUGUUGUUCCACUUACAAAGCUGAGUUUGGUCUGUGAUGUACAUCAGAGAUACACUUCAACUGUGAGAGACAUCAUGUAAACAAAGAAUCCAGGAAAUCACAUAAUUUGAUUUUUUUUAUUUAUAUAACAGAGCAGAAAAUAAAUAUUUGGUAAAUGUUUUCUGUAGGUCUCCGCCAGGUUUGCACAGUAGCUGCUAUUUUGGUCCAUUGUUCCAUGCAGAUCUCCUCAAGAGCUGUCAAGUUUUUAGGUCAUUGCUGGAAAACAUGGACUUUCAACUCCCUUCACUUGUUCCUUUAGACUUGGGAUUCAGAGACCACUCCAAAACAUUCAAAGGUUUUUAUGUGGCCACCACUUUGUUGCCAUGACGAUGUGUUUGGCACCAGUGUCAUGCUGGAAGAGCCAGACAUUUUUCAUCCUCAAUGUUCUCACUGAUGGAAGUUUUUUGACCCAUAUCUCACCAUCCAUGGCCCCAUCCGAUCCGCCAGCUAACGAUUUUGCUGAUUGAAACAAAUCAGUCACCCUGUCCUCUUUAAAAGUAUCCCUAAACAUGAUGUUUCCACCCCCAUGCUUCAUAGUGGGUUUGGUGUUCUUCAGCAUUGUUUCCCCUCCCCAUCAUCUGAAAACAUGACCUUCCCCAACCCUCCUCUGGAUCAUCCAAAUGGUCUCAGGAGAACUUUCGAUGGCUCUAAACAUGUAUUGGCUUGCAGGGGAACCUUUGGAGCUCUGCAGGAUUUGAAUCCAUGAUGUCGUGUGUUACUAUAGUAACCGCUGUUAGGUAUAUUUUUCAUUAACUAUUUUUCUAAUAAUUGCUCCAACAGUUGAUCUCUCCUCAUCAAGCUGCUAUUUUAUAGUAGAUGGGUUCAUCCCAGUCUUGUUCCGGUCUACAAUCUUGUCCCUGGUGUCCUUUGACAGCUCUUUGGUCAUAGUGGAGAAGUGCCAAUCUGACUGUUUAAGGAUGCGGACAGUAGUCUUUUAUACAGAUAACCAGUGGUGGAAAAAGAGCUUCUCAAAGGAGAACCAAAAAGUCUGAGAGGAACAGAAUUCUUGUUUGUUUGUAAGAGAUACAUCAUUAUUUUCUGCUCCAUGAUAUAAAUAAAUUGUUUAAAAAUCAAACAACGUCAUUUCCUGGAAUCCUCUUUUUUUCUGUCUCUCACAGGUGAAGUGUUUCUAUGAUCAACAUUACAGACAAAACUCGUCUCCUAAAAACGACCAUCUUUCAGAAUAAGUGACUGUAAAAUUCUAUUUUUUAACAAAUUAAAGAACUGAUGUAACUGUGAAUUGUUAGUACAUUUUGUUCCAAAAAAAAAUUGGAUUAUUAGUUUACAUUUAAAUCUUAAAAAGUACAUGAAAAGUAUCAAACUUGGAUAUAAUUAGAUUAACCAAGUCUGAAAGUUUCUCUAAAAUCCUGGAUGUAGCUUUAAAAUUUCCUUUAAAAUAGUUUAUGACAGAAAUACUUUGAAGGCGGACCUUAACAGAGUCACCUUCCACCUGCACUGGGAGUACCAGUGAACUUCUUAUUUUAAAUAUAUGUGAAAAUACUUUUUU
Messenger RNA from Oryzias latipes (Japanese medaka), 4580 nucleotides. RefSeq lists its product as uncharacterized. NCBI's taxonomy places the organism in Eukaryota, Metazoa, Chordata, Actinopteri, Beloniformes, Adrianichthyidae. The record is from RefSeq and is a predicted model, not a curated record.